This is a messenger RNA of Magnolia sinica, 1739 nucleotides long. RefSeq names its product serine/threonine-protein kinase WAG1-like. The transcript has a single exon. Gene Ontology annotation, molecular function: protein serine/threonine kinase activity; ATP binding. The record is from RefSeq and is a predicted model, not a curated record. Bases 283 to 1632 code for a protein of 449 amino acids. Gene Ontology annotation, biological process: protein phosphorylation. Lineage: Eukaryota; Viridiplantae; Streptophyta; Magnoliopsida; Magnoliales; Magnoliaceae. Gene Ontology annotation, cellular component: nucleus; plasma membrane; cytoplasm.
GCAAAACUCUUGCAUGCUCCCAACGAGUACCAAACCAUUACCCCGAAAGAUCCCAAGUAUUACGGAACUACCCCUCUCCGGGUCUCCUUUACCGGAAGUAAUUUAACCACCGACAAGUAGCCGUUACCUCCUCUCACCUUCCCCUCUUCACAGCUUCCCAUACAAAAGACGCUGCUUAGAACGCCACGUCAGCAGUAACUAUCCAAAUUACCAAAAUACCCUUCUUUCUCCCCCCUUUAAAAACCUUCGUCUGUUGUCCUCCCCACCAAAAUUUCAGACGCCAUGGACGAGAAUGCCCUCUUCCCUGAUUCCGACCUCGACUUCAGCUUCACCAGCUGCGCCUCCAACACCUCCACCGACCGUACAUUCGCAUCUUCAAGCGCUCGCAGUAGCAGCGUCAGCUUCACCGACCGGCCCCACGCCCUCCCGGCGGCCGGAACACGCCACCCCCACCGGAGAUCUGACCCACGUUGGUCCGCGGUCCUCGCCGCCACCCGCAUCUCCCCCGACGGCACCCUCCGCCUCCGCGACCUCGAGCUCGUCCGCCACGUUGGCAGCGGCAACCUCGGCCGCGUCUACCUCUGCCGCCUGAGAGACGCGCCGGACGGUUGCAGCCCGUCCUUCGCGCUGAAGGUCGUGGACAGGGACGCCCUCACGCCAAAGAAGCUCUCCCACGUGCAGGCCGAGGCGCACGUACUGUCGACGCUCGAUCACCCCUUCCUCCCGACGCUGUACGCGCAUCUCGAGGUCUCGCACUACACGUGCCUCCUCAUCGAUUUCUGCUCGGGCGGAGACCUCCAUGCUCUGCUGCGGAGGCAACCGGGGAACAGGCUGCCUGUCGAGUCCGUACGGUUCUACGCGGCCGAGGUCCUGGUGGCGCUCGAGUACCUGCACGCGAUGGGGGUGGUUUACCGGGACCUGAAACCGGAGAACGUGCUGCUGAGGGAGGACGGCCACAUCAUGCUGUCGGAUUUCGAUCUCUGCUUCAAGGCCGAUGUGGACCCCACCUUGCUGAAAACGAUGGAUGUGGGGCCCACCAGAUCACGGUACGGAUGCUUCGGGGGGAGUGCUGACGUGGACGUCGGGAUUGAGUUCGUGGCGGAGCCGACGAAGGCGUUCUCGAAGUCGUGCGUUGGGACCCACGAAUACCUUGCGCCGGAGCUAGUUAACGGUAACGGUCACGGUAACGGCGUCGACUGGUGGGCGUUCGGGGUUUUCGUGUACGAGCUGCUGUACGGACGGACACCGUUUAAGGGAGGGAGUAAGGAGGCCACCCUGCGCAAUAUAGCAUCGGCCAAGGGGGUGAGGUUUACUGCUGACGUGGCGGGGGAGGCAGGUGGGGAACUGGUGGCCGAGGCGCGGGACCUGAUCGAGCAGCUGCUGGUGAGGGACCCCAAAAGGAGGCUAGGAUGCGCCAGGGGUGCGACGGAGGUUAAGCGGCACCCGUUCUUUGAAGGGAUCAAGUGGCCGUUGAUACGGUGCUAUCCUGCGCCGGGAGUGCGCAGGAGGAGCACGCGUGAUGCGCACGUGGGUGGGAGGAGGGAGGGAAAUAAGAGGUGGAGUUGGAUGAGGUUGGGGUAUUUCGGUAAAAAAGGGUUCAUGCAUGGGUUAAAAGGCAGGAAAUUGGUGUGAUUUUAUUUUAUUUUAUUUUAUUUUUGUAUUUAUUACACUCGGAUUUUGUGUAAAAAUGAGGAGAGACUCGCUAUAAUUUUUGUAAAAAUGUGGUAUAUUUUUGUCAA